AGGAAUGUGCCAGAGCACUGUCUCGAAAUUAACGGGCAAUGUUUUGGAAGAAAUUGAAGCCAAAUUGUGUCCUAAACAUAUUAAAUUUGAGCCAGAUGAUUCGAGAAGGUGCAAAGAGUGGUUUGUUGAGAACUAUCAAAUUCCAGGAGUGGUUGGAUGCAUUGAUGGCACCCACAUUGGACUACAAAAGCCCACGGUCAACGAGCAUAUGUAUUUCAACAGGAAGGGUUUUCAUAGCAUAAAUGCAAUGCUGGUGAGUUUAUUUGCGACCACACUACGAAAAUUCUCGCAAUAA
Anastrepha obliqua is the source of this 295-nucleotide messenger RNA. Its product is annotated as putative nuclease HARBI1. The record is from RefSeq and is a predicted model, not a curated record. Lineage: Eukaryota; Metazoa; Arthropoda; Insecta; Diptera; Tephritidae. The transcript is spliced from 3 exons. The coding region runs from base 5 to 295 and encodes 96 amino acids.